This is a messenger RNA of Lachancea fermentati, 297 nucleotides long. The record is from the annotation of a GenBank genome assembly. Lineage: Eukaryota; Fungi; Ascomycota; Saccharomycetes; Saccharomycetales; Saccharomycetaceae.
AUGGACGAGAAGCGCAAGGAAUACGACCACCUUAAGGAGCAACUAAAAAAGGCUCUAGACGAGAAGAAGGAGCAAGAACAAGAGUGGGACUCUAUUCAACAAGAGAUCUUUGACAAGGAAACAGAUUAUUUAUCUGGAAAUAGCUCCAGUCAGUAUGGAACAAUUGUGAAAGGCUUCGACGGGUUUGGUAAGCAUACGCACGACUCUUCAAAUGCCUUCAGCGACAAGGAUCGUAUAUUCUCAUUGAGCAGCGCUCUAUUUGUUAAGCAGCAAGAAGGGAUACAAGAAGAUGAGUGA